This is a messenger RNA of Carassius gibelio (silver crucian carp), 1483 nucleotides long. RefSeq names its product transmembrane protein 174-like. The transcript has 2 exons. Bases 96 to 1022 code for a protein of 308 amino acids. The record is from RefSeq and is a predicted model, not a curated record. NCBI's taxonomy places the organism in Eukaryota, Metazoa, Chordata, Actinopteri, Cypriniformes, Cyprinidae.
UUCAAGAGCAUAAGAGCAAUGAUCUGUUACCUGUUAACUAAGUUUCUGAGCCAAUGUCCAAAAUAGAUACACAAUAAAAGAUCUGUCAUGCAUAGAUGAGUGGACCUUCGUCAGACAAGUGUCUAAAUCCUAAAGCCUCUAUACAAAAACAGUGCAGUUCUGGCCAGAUGAGACAUUACGGCAUUCUAGAUUUUUGGAAGAGCACAACAGAAAGUAGGAAUCAAGGGACAAAUCCUCUUGCCGAGCCAAGUGAUGCAGUACCUGCUGGUGUUUGUAGUACCAUCACAAACAGCAACCAGAGUCCCAGUGAUGUCCCUGUGAAUGUCGUCACUUUGAUGCCCGGCCAAGCACCAAGCUCUUCAAACGCUCCGGUGUCAGAUGGGGACAAAGCUGGUGCCACGCUCCUGUUCUCGGGAAUCUUCUUGGGCCUGGUUGGCAUGGCAUUCACGGCUAUGGGGUGGACAAAUUACAAUUUCAGUCACAGCUACGAGUGGACACAGCUUCUGGGGCCAAUUCUGCUGUCAGUAGGAGGUACAUUUGUGCUGAUAAGCAUCUGCAAGUUCCAAAUGCUGCUCUGCCUGAGCUGCAAGCAGAAUGAUGGAGAGUUGACACCUGAAACAGACCCUCUGCCGCCACUUUCAGGACCAUCGUUCAUCUUCACUAGAUUCAAUCAGCCCAUUACCUUCCACAGGGCCACGGUGGUCCAGUACAUCCCACCACCGUACACCUCUGUAGUACCAGACCAAAGUCUGAGUCCUGUUAAUGGUUUGCAUUCAAACCCCCAGCCAUUAGCAGUCACAGUGAACACACCGCCACAGUAUUACAGCAUGUAUCCAAUGGAAAACCCUGGAUUUAAUUCUGGGGAACAUGACAGCGCUACAGCAGAGCAAAGGGAAAACAGGAAUCGCGGUGUCUCAGAAGACGAAGAAGAAGAGGAGAAAGAGAGUACAGCAGACAGCGCCUCUUCUCCACCUGCUUACGAGGACAUCUACACCCCUGAACAAUUAAAUACAUUUUAUUAAGAACUUUUUUUAAAUACAUUUCAUUUGUUAACUUAAGGUAUCCAUUAGCGUAUUUGUGUUGCGUAAUUUUGCUCAAUUAAAAUGAGACUCAGAGAAUAUUAUUUAAGUGUUCAUAAUUGAAAUCUACAAGACAUUUUGUUCAUGAGCCUGGGAGAAUAUUAAAUAAGUUUCCACAUGUUGAAAAUACAGGCUAGUACGAUUUCGUUUAGUUUCGAUGUUUAAAGAUUCUUUUACACGUUACAAAUAAUGCGAGCGGCUGUCCUCGUGCUCUCGUGUCCUCUUGGGCUCCUGAGAAGUUCAUGGCACACGUGAGCGUCCAGUGAGGGCCACAUGGGGGCAGAAAUAGUGAGGAAGUACGACAAAACUCCUAAUUCACCAACACUGGGGAAGGAAGGUGUAUUUUAUGCGUGUUCAUUUUAAUAACUGAAAGUAUGACAAAUAAAAAAUGUAAUGACGUUGUG